UACACCACGUUGAGUGUAGCUUCUAAAGUUAACACGUGUUUGUCUCCCUUUACUAUGACAAUUUCUAGCUAUUAUGGCAACACCACAAGAAAAUCCACUUAUAGGACUCUGUGACGGAGCUAUUGAUGACAAGAGGAGAAACCUGUCUACAUUUCUGACCAACAAGGUCGGAGGUGAACCGGACCUGCUCCCUGCUGUAUCCCUGGAGUAUCCAAGGUGUGCUCUGUGUAGCUCUUCUCUUUCUCAUGUUGUGCAGGUAUAUUGUCCUCUUGAUGCCUCUUCCUAUCAUCGGACCAUAAAUGUAUUUGCCUGCACCAACUCAGACUGCCAUGGCAAAUCUGACAGCUGGAGGGUCCUGCGCUCACAGUGCCUGGAGUCAGACAUCAAGUCCUCUACAGAGCGACUAAGGGCUGAGGACCCAGCAGUGCAGCAAGCGCCCAUGGCUAGCACUGACUGGUGUGAUGAUGCAGAUGACUGGGGCGAGGAAGAAGAUGGCGGUGAAACAUGGACUGCCAGUAAGACUCAGACUGUACAGAAUGCCACUGUGUUUUCUACUGAAGCUGCUCCGGAUGUCAGCAGUCAACUACAGUGCCUCAGUAUUAGCUCGAGAGGGGAUCCUAAGCUCGAGGGCCCAAUGUUUCAGCCCUUCUAUGUCAGUGUAGUUGAGGAGUCUGACUUUGCGUGGGACUGUGGCAUGGAGCAUGCUAAGGAGUUGCUGCGAGAGUAUGAGCAACGCGAGGGUGCGACUGCAAUGGACUUGAAGGCAGGUGAGGGAGGGGGACAAGAGAGGUAUGAGAAAGCAGAGGCCCGCCAUGGGGAUGCUGUGUUCACAGGUUUCAUGAAGAGAAUCUCCCUAUGUCCUGAACAGGUUUUAAGAUACUGUAGAAAUAGUUCACCAUUGUUCAUCUCCAAACCACCUUUGGAUGUAAAACAGAUCGUUCCACCAUGCUGUCACUGUGGAAGUUCUAGAACAUUUGAAUUCCAGCUUAUGCCAGCUCUGGUCAGUUUACUCAGAAUGUGUGACCCACAAUUGGAUCUGGCUAUUGAGUUUGGAACAGUUUUAGUUUACACCUGCCAAAGCAGUUGCUGGAUAUCAGGCUUAAACUCACCUAUGGAGGAGUUUGCAUUUGUACAGGCAGACCCUGACCAAAAACAUUUUAAAUAACACACCCAACUGUUUUAUUUACAGUCUGCUUGUGUCUUGUGACUGUUUUGAACAAAGCCAGGUUGGAAGCCAGCCCGAAUUUAUCCUAUAAGUUUGAGUUUGACCAUGCCACGUUACAAUAAAACACUUUUGAUGUUAAAAGGGAUCAUGUUGGCUAUUAACUGUCGGUCCAGUUUUGUUGUGUAAAUUUGCUGGCAUUGACAUAUCAGAUGGGUAUUUUUGUGUGAACAAUUAAAAUAAAAACAUAUAUUUACUUUGGUCUUGCCCUCAUACAAAACUGUGAUAAUAGUCCAUUUAUCCAGGUAAUCUUUUCAGCUUUUUAAAAGUGAUAUUUGCACUGAAAGUAUAUAUUAUUUGAUGUUUGAAAGCGCUCCAACUCAU
This is a messenger RNA of Sardina pilchardus (European sardine), 1546 nucleotides long. It is a transcript of the gene pdcd2l, whose product is annotated as programmed cell death 2-like. Gene Ontology annotation, cellular component: cytoplasm. Gene Ontology annotation, biological process: apoptotic process. The record is from RefSeq and is a predicted model, not a curated record. NCBI's taxonomy places the organism in Eukaryota, Metazoa, Chordata, Actinopteri, Clupeiformes, Clupeidae. The transcript has a single exon. The coding region runs from base 74 to 1165 and encodes 363 amino acids.